This is a messenger RNA of Rhipicephalus sanguineus (brown dog tick), 1628 nucleotides long. RefSeq names its product AP-3 complex subunit sigma-1. Gene Ontology annotation, biological process: Golgi to vacuole transport; protein transport. Gene Ontology annotation, cellular component: intracellular membrane-bounded organelle; AP-3 adaptor complex. Bases 118 to 690 code for a protein of 190 amino acids. The record is from RefSeq and is a predicted model, not a curated record. Lineage: Eukaryota; Metazoa; Arthropoda; Arachnida; Ixodida; Ixodidae. The transcript is spliced from 6 exons.
AAGAAGUCAAUACUAGCCGGCGCUCGGUAAACAAAAGCAUGUGACGACGUAUGCACGAUCGCUGUUUCCUUGCUUUUAGGUUUCCUCUUAGUUCUUUCUCAUUGUACACAUUGCAAGAUGAUCAAAGCGAUCCUAAUAUUUAAUCAGUAUGGAAAGGUCAGGCUGACGAAGUUCUACGAACGCUUCCACGAAGAUGAGCAACAGCACAUCAUACGCCAGGUUUUUCAACUUGUUUCCAGACGAGGGGAAGACGUUUGCAACUUCCUCGAAGGUGGAGACCUCGUCAAGAACUCGGACUACAAGAUUAUCUACCGCCGCUAUGCUACCCUCUACAUAGUAUUCUGCGCCGACUCCAGUGAGAGUGAGCUGGGGAUCCUGGAUUUGAUUCAGGUUCUGGUAGAGCUACUUGACAAGGCCUUUGAAAAUGUCUGCGAGCUUGACCUCGUGUUUCAUGUGGACCAGGUGCAUCACAUCUUGAAUGAACUUGUGAUGGGAGGUAUGGUGGUCGACACCAACAUGACUGAACUCAUGACGCGCGUCACAGAGCAGGCAGCUAUCGAGAAACAGGAAGGUGGAAUUGCAAGGAACACCGUGAAGGCCAUCACAGCUGUCAAAAAUGUCAACUUGUCACGACACAUCAAGGACAUUAAGCUUCCAGAUUUUUCUACCCUUGGUCAUGUAAAGCUCUGAAGGUCACCAACGUGUGAUGCAUGCAUUUUGCAUGCCAAAGCUAUGCCAAUUUUUUUACAUUUUCUAGAUUUUUUUAUGUUGUCAAAACUGGCAUAUUCGUACCAUUUAAGUAGCUGGAGUACGUGGCGUUGUCACCACUCACGACUGUUGAUUAUUGUAAGUGAUGAAACUUGCUACAGUGCUUUGCUGCAUAAGUGAGAUUUUGUGAGAUUUUUUUUGUCUAAUUAACUAACCACUAAGGCCUCCUAGCAGCAUUUCAUAGUCAGGGUACUUAGUUCCUGCUGUAUCGAAUGAUCAAACCUGGUGACCAUGAGCUUUGCAAGAAAUAUUGAUCACAAGUACUUCAUGAGUACAAUUGAUGUUCACAAAUGCACCACUCUAGUGGUCACCACAGCUGCUCCUUUGUUGUGGUGAUGCAAGAACAAGUCACCAACAUUGGCAUCGAAUAACACAUCUCUGUUGCUUCCAAGAAGAUUUUUCUAUUGCUACACUGAAAAAUGUUAGGCGUAAUGUCUCACUUGGCAGCUUAAGAAUGUACCUAAUAGUGUAGCCAAGGUGGGUUGGGGAGAGUUCUACCCUCUCUAAAUACUAGAAAUGGACAGCUGGCUACACCCAGUCACAUCAAAGUACCACAGCCAGGGUCCUUUUACCACCACAGGAAAGUACUACAUGUGAAAUUCCAGAAGUAGUGUUGUACUCAAGCACUCUCCAUUGUUUACUCUGUUAUGACAGCGUGUGUUCACAUUGUCUUCUUACUGUGCAUUGCAGGCAUUAGAAAAGGACCAUGUUUAUGUUAACCAGAGUACUAACCAGUGACCCAGAGGAAUACCAUGUAUAUAUCCGGAUUUUAUCACAUUGGAAAAAAGACAGGUGAUUCAAAUGGGUAGCAGGAGAGCAUGCCAAACUAAGUGCCCUUCUUGACCAUUUUCGGUGGUGCU